AUGGCUUCUGGACGAGGUGGAGCUGUAGCACGAGGUCCAGGUGGCGCUGGUAGCAGCGUACCAGGAUCUCCACCACGUCCUAUGGAGGGGCGGGUAGGGGAUGGCCCUGGAGGAGCCGGCGCAUGCUUUGUGGGAGGGUUGCUUUCCUUGGCGACGCCGACAUCACGUCACACUUUCCGCUACGACGGCCCUCGACCCCCUGCUAAGGGGAAGACACAGCCGGAGAGUGGCAGUGGGGAGGAGGAUGAGGAGGAGGAGGAGGAGGAGGGUGAUGGCGAUGACGAUGAGGACGAUGAGGGGAGUGGGGAUGACAGUGAGGCAGGGUGGGACCCAGAGACGGAUGGCGGUGGGGAGGGGGGAGAGGAUGAUGAAGACCACGAGAUGGAUGGGUUGGAGCCAGAGGGGCGGGAAGAGGAGGUGGGAGAGGGUGGUGGAGAGGCGGCAACGGAGGCGGGCUCACACCAUGUGCGUGAAGGGGGUGGGAGCGUGGGGGUUGCUAUGGGGAAAAAGGCCGCGACCAUUAGGCCGCCAAGGCGGGGGAAGAGGGUGAACAAGUUGAGGGAGCGGGCGUACCCCGCUACGUUCACAGGGGAGCCGUUGGGUGAGGGCGUGAUCGCACCGGAGUUCCUAGACGAGGAUGGAGAGUCAGAAAGUAGCAAGGGGACGGGUAGCAGGAAACCGGGGUGGCAGGUUAUGAUGUUCGGACCGAAGGAUGCAGACGAGAAGCGUCAGUGCAAGAUUUGCACUGACAAGAUCUCGUGGAAGCAGUCCACAACCACUCCCGGCGAGCGGCACUUCGCGAGCCACCAUACAGCGCAUAUGCUUGUGUGGCAUCACCGUUACCACACCCCGUCCAUUCAGUUGCCAGGCGAGACGUUUCCACGCGGGGGUUACAAAGGUGUUCCAGAUGGCUACGUCGAAGCUUACCCGCAUGCCAAAACGUGGCCUCAUCUCGCGACCAAGACACCGCAGGCAGCAGGUGGAGAUAAGAAGGGGGGCGGGAUUGAGCGGUUUAUGACAACGAAGCUGUCACAGGGGGAGCUCCGACGGGCGAUCGCCAAGCUAGUGGUCACCUGCGACCUCCCCUUCCGCAUCGUGGAGGCCGAGGCUUUUCGGGAGCUUCUGAUCCUGCUAAAUCGCAACUGCGCGCAGAAGAACUUCAUCCCCUCCCGUUGGACGGUCUCCCGCGACACCGUUGUCUUUGCGGCGGCCGCUCUCCAGUCCGCCAUCGCGGAGAUGCUGGCGAAGGAGGGGGAGCUGGGGUGCAAGGUGUCGAUUACCAUAGACAUAUGGACGGCACCCAACAACAGAGCAUGGCUGGUGGUGACCGGCCACUGGAUAGACGAGGCCUUCCAGCUGCGCACGAUGGUGCUCGAGUUCCGUGAGAUGCUCGGGCGGCAUGGAGGCAAGGAGAUUGCGAAGGUGGUUGAGGAGACAGUGGUGCAGUGGAAGUUGGAGGGGCGUUGUCUUGGGUUGACGUCAGACAACGCCUCCAGCAACAUUGCUGCCUUCAGGCGGCUGUCGGAGGAGGGUGGUGGGAGGUGCUUCUUCACCGAGCGCAUGCACUUCCGCUGCCUGGCACAUGUGAUCAACCUUGCCGUGAAGGCAGCUCUCGCAGUGGCCGCCAUCCGCAAGCUGCUGAAGAUCCUGAGGGAGAUGGCGUCGUGGGUGGGCUUCUCGCCGCAGCGCUCAGGGAAGUUCCUGGGCCUGCAACGGACCUUGAACGCGCAGGCCAACCCCGCCAAACCGAAGCCGGCACUGAAGCUGGUGCAGGACUCUCCCACGCGCUGGGGCUCGACACACGACAUGGUCGAGCGAGCCGGGGUUCUGCAGGAACCUAUCAACGGCUUGUCGGCGACUGACAAGAAGAAGGUUGAGAGCUUGCGCCUGACAGACGCAGAUUGGGACACUCUGCAUGCUGUCAAGGCACUCCUCAGUCCAUUCGCCAGAGUCUCGAAGGCAGCGGAGGGGGCGGCGUACCCUACAGUGUCGAUGGUGUUGCCGUACUACAACGGCCUGAUCGACGCUUUGGAGGCGCGCCUUGCGAAGGGGCCAUCGGCUGCGCUGAAGCCGAUGAUCGAGGCGGCGCUGGGGGUCCUGAAGAAGUACGCGUACAUGUCCUCCAACGAGCUGUGGAUCGCCACCUUCUUGGAUCCGUCCAUGAAGGCGGCGUGGUUUGAUGACGAGCACUGGGAGUCGCAGCAUCCCGAGACCGAGCCGAGGGUGAGGCCGCGUCCCACUUCUAGCGAGGUGGUCCAGCUGGUACGCGAUCGCGUGGCCGAGUACCAGACCCGGGCUGCAGCGCUUGCCCCCCGGGCGCCCCCACUUGCCACCGUGACGGAGGAGGAGGAGGGUGACGCAGCGGAUGACGACGAGGAUGCGCAGUACAUCCCUAGUCACCGUCGCCUUGCAGCGCGUCUCUCAGCGAGCCAGCAGGCGGGGAGGGGUGGGAUGCUACAGGAUGACGAGGUUAGCAGGUACCUGUCGGAGCGGGUGCGGGAGGACGUGACGGCUCUGGAGUACUGGCGCACCGCCACCAACAUGCAGACGCUCAGGCGCAUGGCCCGAGACUAUCUCGCGAUCCCUGCCACGUCCGCAUCGAGCGAGCGGGUGUUCUCCCUUGGCCGCAACGUCAUUUCCUGGAAGCGGCACCGCCUGGCCUCCCAGAGAACACGAGCUAUCAUGGUUCUCCGAUCCUGGUACACCUCACACCCCGGCCAGAGGAUAGGCGAGGGCCGCCGACAGAGGGGCGUCGCACCGCCAGAGAUUGCCAUUGAGGGCGAGGGGGCGGAGGACGAUGACGAGGAGGAGGAGGAGGAGGAGGAGGAGGAGGAGGAGGAGGAGGAGGAGGAGGAGGAGGAGGGGGAGGGUGAGGGGGAUGCUGAUGACACAGCGACUGGGGUGGAGCCUGCUGUUGGUAGUAGCAGUGGCGCGGCGUUAGCUGACGACGGCCGGCUGGCACGCAAGCUGCUGGCAUGUGUGGAAGCCUUCCUUGCAGCGUGCGGGGAGGGCCUUGCUGCUGCGGGGGAAUUGACGGUGCUGCUGGGUGCACUCAGGGGCUUUGUGGUGCGCACGUGGCACUGCACACGGGAUGAGAAUGUCAUGGUGAGCACAAAUAGUAGUGCACUGGCAAAGCUGCUGGCCUUGCUUCACGUCUUUGUGGUGCGCACGUGGCACUGCACACGGGAUGAGAAUGUCAUGGUGAGCACAAAUAGUAGUGCACUGGCAAAGCUGCUGGCCUUGCUUCACGUCUUUGUGGUGCGCACGUGGCACUGCACACGGGAUGAGAAUGUCAUGGAGGGGCUUGUUCUCUCUGCGCGCAUGCUCGUGCGCAUCACAGCAGGAGAGGAGCCGCGCAAUGGUGAUGGUGGAGGCGGGGAGGCACCACUGACAGCUGCAGGGGGCGGCGAGGGCAGCAGCGAGGGGCAGAGGGAUGUGCACGCCCUGGUGCAGAGGGAGGUGCAGAGCGAGGUGCUGUCGCUGGUGGUGAAGGAACUUUCUCGCUCCUCUGCUGCUGCUGGGGGGACUUUUGGUGCCACCGCCUCUGCCAGCUUGCUGCCCGGUCUGGACGUGCGGGCAGUGACAGCAGCCGCCAGGUCAUCGCUGCACUCGGCAUCCUCUGUGGCGCAAUCCCAUUGGCCCAUCAUGGACCUCGCCGCCUCGCUCCUCUCCAUGCACCUGCAGCACCUACCACCACCAUCGCCACAGUCACCGCCACCAGCAGCAGCACAUGCUGCGGAGGAGGAAGAAGACGGCCGUCCCGCCAAGAGACAGAGGAGAGGCGCAGAUGCAGUGGGCAUGGGACAAGGCAGCGGCGUGGGAUCAAGGGCGCUGAUGGGGGCGCUGGCGGCAGGUGUAUGUGCAGAGGGGGGUGCACGUGAGGGCAGUGGUGGUGGCGCAGGUGGCUCGUUUGUAUGGGCAGUACUGGAGGAGCAUAUCGCACUUGGCACUGCCCCUUGGCUCUGUGCUGCUCAGGUGGGGCUCUGUGCUGCUCAGGUGGGGCUCUGUGCUGCUCAGGUGGGGCUCUGUGCUGCUCAGGUGAGGCUCUGUGCUGCUCAGGUGGGGCUCUGUGCUGCUCAGGUGGGGCUCUGUGCUGCUCAGGUGGGUCUCUGUGCUGCUCAGGUGGGGCUCUGUGCUGCUCAGGUGAGGCUCUGUGCUGCUCAGGUGGGGCUCUGUGCUGCUCAGGUGAGGCUCUGUGCUGCUCAGGUGAGGCUCUGUGCUGCUCAGGUGGGGCUCUGUGCUGCUCAGGUGGGGCUCUGUGCUGCUCAGGUGGGGCUCUGUGCUGCUCAGGUGGGGCUCUGUGCUGCUCAGGUGGGGUUCUGUGCUGCUCAGGUGAGGCUCUGUGCUGCUCAGGUGGGGCUCUGUCCUGUUCAGCAGCACAGGGACAAGCAGACACCACCUUCCCUCGCCUCCUCCCCCUAUCCAUCGUCUUCAACCGCCCUCACGCUCUCGCGCUCGCUGCUGGACUCCACUCGUGUUCUUCCGCUCUCCCAAGCAGCCCUUUCUGCGCUCACCUUGCUCACCUGCCCACCAACCAGUGCAGCGAGACAUGGCGGUGGUGGGGCAGAUGUGGUGGGAGGAGGGUCAGGAGGAGGGGAAAGGGAGUGGCUGGAGGGUAGGGGAUCAGCUGGCAGCACUGGGGAGGGCAGUGGUGGUGGUGGGGAUGGGAGUGGAGGCGUUGGUGGUGACGGUGGUGGUGGCGGUGGCGGUGGUGUUGGUGGUGGUGAUACGAGAGCGAGCACACUGUGGGUGGCAGUGGUGGGGCUGCACUUCUGUCGCCUGCUCUCCCGCUGUUCCUUCACCAGAACCCUUUCUCCGGACCUCCUCCCCGGCGGUCUUCUUGAGAAGCAGAGUCUCCAUUCAGCCGUGACCGCCCUGACACCACCCGUCACUCCCACCGCCUCUCUGGACCUCCCCUCGAUCGCACUCAUCCACGACCUUCUCUCCGUCCUCCCUCGCUCGCCCGCUGCGCUCCCUCUCCUCUCCGCCAUGCUCCGCCUUGCCACCACCUGCUAUACCACCGUCGCUGAAGCAGCAGCUACAGCAGCCGCAGCAGGAGGGGGUGGUGAAGCAGCUGGGUCAGUGCUCUCCCUGCCUACAGCCUCUGCUCUCACCUUCGCUGCGAGGAGUCACCUGGACGACGAUUUUGACGACGACUGGGAGUUUCAGCAGCCGUCUGCUUCCACGGGUGGGCUGCACGGUGGGCAAUGUGGGCCACAAUCUGCUGGCGAGAGGGGUGGGAGAGGCGGGGCGAGAGGGAGACUGGGAGGCAUGAUGGGGUCGAGAUCAAGGGCAAUCGUCCCAAGCUUUCAAUCCCAGCUGCUGCAGCAGCAGCAGGUGAUUGAGAUAGAGGAGGAGGGUGGAGAGGGGGAGGAGUCUCGGAUCUUUGACAAUGACUUGGAUGCACCUGGAGUGCUGCCCUCCCAGGCUCCCCUGGUGCGCAGCAGACACACGCAGAGUGCGCGGCGGGACGGUGCUGGGGGCAUUGGUGCUGCUGCUGGUGGUGCUGGUGGUGCUUCUGUUGCGGUGGCGACUGGUUUGAGCAGUGGUGGCAGUGCAGCGGCAGCGGAGGUUGCAGAGGGGGCGGUGUGGGUGGUGGGGUGUGUGGCAGAGUUCCUCCCAGCAGCAGCAUGCAGAGAGGUGGCAUCGCUGCUGGAGCUCAAUGAAGGUUCUGAGUGCUACUGGCAGCUGCUUUCUGUGCUUGCAUCGCACGCCGAAUUACUGAUCGCACUUGAUCCUUUGCUAGUAGCUGUGGUGUCCCAUGCAUCCACAGCAGUGCACGCCCACCAGCAGCACCUCCUUCUCCUCACAGCCAUAACGUCCCGCCGCCUUGCUGCGCACAGGGACGGCGCCCUUCCGCCCCCCCUGCUCCCAGAUGAGGGCGUGGGGGGUCUGGGGGGAGUGGAGGAGGGGGUGGAGGGUGUUGGGAGCGUGGUGGUGUGGGCAGAGGCGGGGGGUGGUGGAGCUGACAGUGCAACUGCCAGCGACACAGAUGUGAAUCAGGUGGGUGAGUGGGAUAAGGGCAUGGGGGGCGCAUGGCUGAAACCUGUGUUGCGUGUGCUUCCCUCUCCUCUCCUCUAUUCCCAUCCACAGGCGCAGCAGGUGGUGCAGGAGGCACUGCUCCCCCUGUUGACCAGCAAGCUGCCCACCCCAGCAGCGCGCAUUCACCUCGCGGAUGCCCUCCUCGCACUCGUACUCCUCAACCCCUCUGACCUCUUUAAGCCACUCUUUGCGCUGCUGCACGACCGGGACUACGGGGUGCGGCUGCACAUGGCCCGCCUGCUGCCCGCGCUCUUCCUCAAGUGGGAGGACCAUCCCACCAUGCUCACCGACACUCUGUCAGUCCAUCUGCGCUGGGGGUACCUCCCUGCGUGCAAUGUAGCACUUUGGCUUGGCUCCUGCCUGCCUACUCCCCCCAUAAACCUGCUGCCCGCGCUCUUCCUCAAAUGGGAGGGGCCACCCCACCCCACCAUGCUCGUUGACACUCUGUGA
Molecule: messenger RNA, 6492 nt
Organism: Closterium sp. Yama58-4
Lineage: Eukaryota; Viridiplantae; Streptophyta; Zygnematophyceae; Desmidiales; Closteriaceae
Source: the annotation of a GenBank genome assembly